CUGAACACCGACUGCACAAGGCGUCCUGUCUCUGCUCCUGUACCAACUAUGAUAGAACACUUUCAGCGCGUCAAGGAGUCCUUCGAAAUAUGCCAGCAUUGCGAACAUGAAAUCGACAUCGAGGUCAACCGUCCUCCCGAACCUCACGAAGAUCCCGCCCUCCGUGCCGGGCUUGUACCCUCUGCGGCGGAGAUCAGCAGCGUCAAGGCGUCUAUCGACGAGACGGAAGAGAUGCUGGAUACCCUUGCUUACGAGCUGAUGUAUCUUGAGCACAUCAUCGUGGUGCUCAAAUACAAGCAGAUAGCGCUGGAAGAGCUUCAGGAUAGGCAACGUGCUUAUAUCGCUCCCAUCCGUCGACUCCCCAACGAAAUUUUGUCCGAAAUAUUUGCGUACAGCUGCUGCGACGCGUCUGCCGGUACCUAUAACUGCACGCCCGUCAAGAUUGGCCGAAUUUGCAAGCAAUGGCAUGACAUCAUAUACAACAGUCCACGAAUCUGGAGUCAUCUCAGAUAUCACCCAGUCCAUGUCGAUGCUCAGGAGUGCAGACGGAUGCGCAUGUGCCUGCGUAAUUCCAGAGGUCUUCCGCUACGCGAUCCGGUCAGGUUCUCGGACGACUCGCACUCUCUACAGAUCUUCAACGUCAUGAAGGACUUCUCCGACCAAUGGACGUCGCUUGAAGUGAGUCCUUACCUCCACAGUGACACCAAUUCUCUGUGCGAGCGGCUCGGUGAUCGACCACUGUCUCGACUGCAGUACAUCGAGAGCGACGUCCUCUGCCUUAUCAAAGGAGAUGUCCAUCGGGUUUUCGAACGCCGUGCGCCGGCCUUGGAGUGCGUUAAGCUCUCUGUCAAACGUGGGUCCGUCACGGAGUUGCCGAACCUGCCUUGGCACCAACUCGUGCACAUACACCUGACCUGCGCUUGGGACUACGCAGUCAAGGCCUUAGCAGGAUGCACGAGACUGGAGUCGAUGGUACUCAACCUAUCCGGGGCGACCACCCUCGACACUGCUUCCCUACCGCAUGUGACGCUCGCGGAGCUUCACACUGCGCACGCCACGUUCUCGACGCUGGGAGGCUGCGAGAUGCUUGAUUUUUUGGAAGCUCAUGGCUUGCGGGAUCUCUCCUUGACGUGGCCCGAUAAAGUCGCCGGGCCGGAGGUGCACUCUGGCACCCAUCUAUACCAUUUCCUUGCGCGCUCGAAGUGCCGUCUCGACCGCCUGCAGCUCCGCGGGGUACCGGCAAGCGAACGGGCAGUGGUGUCCUCGUCAUUCGAUGGGCUGCGCGCGCUUACGCUCCGCGUGCGGGACGAUAUGCCGCUUUCCGAUGGCGACUUUGCUGCGCUCGCCGCCGUGGCCGGCGACGGCACUCCCGCGGCGUUAAAGGACCUGGAGUACCUCAGCAUCGGCGGGCCCGGUCGCUAUCGCGGAGACGGAAUUCUACGCCUGUUGGAGGCCCGUCGUGAGGCCCGCAAGCCGCUGAAGGGCAUCGUCUUGUCCAUCGAGGAUGUGACAGACCUUGAUUACUUCGAUGGCGAGAUCGACAUGGUGCAGCGUUUGGAAGAGGAAACGGAACCCAGAGUCACGGUACACAAAGGAUAUCAUUACUUGGCCCGAAUGUGGGAUAGACAGGAAAAGGAAUUAAGUGCGGGGAAGUACAUCGAGAUUGCCAUGAUCGCGCACACUGGCGUCGGUCAGAGUGCAAUGAGGGAGAUUGCGCUGAUCAAGGAAAUGAUCCAAGAGAAGACGGUGUCUUUGCACGAAAUUGUGGUGUUUAUCCUCCAUCUCUUCCCAACGUCGCGGACGCUUCUGUCUAUCAAUCUCGUCACGUCGUCGACCUACCAGCUGCUCAAUGACCUGCCAUACAUCCUCCGCUCCGACCUCGCCAGUCAGCUGACGGUCUCGUAUGUCAUCCUGAAGAUCGGCUACCUUGAGCUUUACCAUCCCAGAGUAGCGGUGCCGUGUCUAUUGCUGCGCGAGUCCUUUCAUAACCUGGAUGUUCGUCUGACGCCCAGCGGCAGAAGUGGUUUCACAAGGCCUCACGGCCAACAAGGAAGCGAGUUGGCAGCCCGUGUUCCGAUCCCAGCGUUCUUCCUGCAUACCGCCAGCGCCCAAGAGGGUCGCGGCACAUCUCAGCUCCCUCUUGACCGUCGUAUCACCCAAGACGAUACGCUUUCAACAGCGGCAGAUGUUCUACCGGCCCUUGCCGGCAGACCGGACGUCAGACGGACGAUGCAGAGGACAUCGGCUGACCUUGUUCCAUGCGAAAGUGGUGCCCGCAAGCGCGGCAGACCUGCCGGCAGGUGAAGUGAUCAUGUACUGAAGGCGCACAAGCGCGCUCUUCUUGCAUUUAGUCGGUAUCCCUUUCUGGAUCUGGGCGUUAGGCUCGACGGCAGAGAGAGCUGUCUUGGCAUCGUUGAGUCCGACUCAUCGCAGAGGAGGCCAUGCGUUGAGUAUGCGGUCCUGUGUGGUCUCCUCGCGCGCGUCCAUUGCAAUCUCAAUCGACUGC
Messenger RNA from Schizophyllum commune H4-8, 2506 nucleotides. RefSeq lists its product as uncharacterized. The transcript is spliced from 6 exons. The record is from RefSeq and is a predicted model, not a curated record. The coding region runs from base 49 to 2304 and encodes 751 amino acids. Gene Ontology annotation, molecular function: protein binding. NCBI's taxonomy places the organism in Eukaryota, Fungi, Basidiomycota, Agaricomycetes, Agaricales, Schizophyllaceae.